Messenger RNA from Daldinia caldariorum, 2093 nucleotides. RefSeq names its product gamma-glutamyltranspeptidase. Gene Ontology annotation, cellular component: plasma membrane. Lineage: Eukaryota; Fungi; Ascomycota; Sordariomycetes; Xylariales; Hypoxylaceae. The transcript is spliced from 2 exons. Gene Ontology annotation, molecular function: glutathione gamma-glutamate hydrolase. The record is from RefSeq and is a predicted model, not a curated record. Gene Ontology annotation, biological process: glutathione catabolic process. Bases 123 to 1811 code for a protein of 562 amino acids.
CUCCCUUGCCAGCCGUGUUGUUUUUUUGUUUUUUUUUUUUGAUAUUCUUUGUUCUCUUUGUUGUCAGUUCGUCUGGUGACAUAUUCGCGGACCAGUUUCUCCUAACUGCCUCCUCGAGCGCCAUGUCGUCCUUCAAGAGCAUCGCAGUUGCUGCCUUACAGCUAGGCCUUCUAGCGAAUACAGGGCUCGCGAGGUCAUGUCAACGAGCUCCGAGGCUGGGCGCUGUCGCAUCUGAAAGCUCCGUCUGUUCCAAGAUCGGGACUGACCUACUCCAGGCCGGUGGAAAUGCCGCCGAUGCCCUUGUCGGAACUGUGCUCUGUGUCGGUGUUAUCGGCAUGUAUCACAGCGGCAUAGGCGGCGGCGGUUUUAUGCUCGUGCGAGGUAGCGAUGGGAAGUACGAGUUUAUCGAUUUCCGAGAGACGGCCCCAGCUGCUGCUUUCGAGGAUAUGUAUAAUAACAACACCGACGCCAGCUUAUAUGGCGGCCUGGCUAGCGGUGUCCCGGGAGAGCUUAGAGGUCUGGAGUACCUGCACAAGAACUACGGAAAGCUCCCGUGGGCCGACGUGGUGAAACCUGCCGUGAAGGUCGCCCGGGAUGGUUUCGAGGUGACCGAAGAUCUCGUCAAGUACAUCGCAUCCACGACACCAAAUAACUUCCUCAAAGAUGACCCUGCCUGGGCUGUCGACUUCGCCCCGAACGGCUAUAUAGUCAAACUAGGCGAGACCAUAACGCGCAAGCGCUACGCUGACACUCUGGAAAUUAUCGCCAGAGAGGGUGCGGAUGCAUUUUACACGGGCGAUAUCGCUAAGGCCACCAUUGCGGCCCUUCGAGCCAACAACGGAACCAUGACGCUCGAGGACCUGAAGAACUACACCGUUGCGAUCAGGAAGCCUUCCGAGAUUAAGUAUCGGGGCUAUAAGCUUACGAGCAUCAGCGCCCCAUCGAGCGGUGUGGUGGCUCUCAGCGCCUUAAAAGUCGUCGACGGCUACGAGAAUUUCGGCAAUCCCGCUGCGGUCAACCUGACGACUCACAGGUUAGACGAAGCCAUCAAGUUUGCGUACGGCCAGCGAUCCGAACUCGGCGAUCCCUCUUUCGUUGAAGGCCUCGAUGAAUAUCAGGAGUCCAUGCUUUCCGACGCGACUGCUGCCGAGGUGCGCUCCAAAAUCUCCGAUUUCCAGACUCAGGACGUCUCGUACUAUGACCCCAAAGGUCUCGAGAGUCUUGACACUCCGGGCACAAGUCAUAUCGUCACCGCCGACAAGAGCGGGUUGGCUAUUAGUCUUACGACGACCAUCAACUUGCUCUUCGGAUCUCGACUCAUCGUACCCGAGACCGGCGUUAUUAUGAACGACGAAAUGAACGACUUCUCCAUACCCAACUCGAGCAACGCGUUUGGCUAUAUUCCCAGCCCGGCGAACUUCAUCCGCCCGGGGAAGAGGCCGCUAUCUUCGAUCUCAGGGACCAUAGUCGAGACAGCCGACGGCAAGCUGUACUUUGUCAUAGGAUCCGCCGGUGGUAGCCGCAUCAUCACAGCUACUGUUCAGAACAUCCACCACGUGCUCGAUCAGAACUAUACGACGGCCGAGGCGCUGGCGGAACCCAGACUGCACGACCAGCUCAGCCCUCCGCAGAUCUCGUUCGAGUACUUGUACGAUAAUAGCACGGUCGCGUACCUGAAGUCUCUGGGGCACAACGUGACCUGGGUGGCGCCCGGCCAGAGCACGGCGCAGGGUCUGCGAUUGUUGCCGAACGGCACCUUCGAAGCGGCUGGAGAACCACGGCAGAAGAACUCGGGCGGCUUCGCGGUAUAAGGGCUCGGAUGACGGACUGUACUAUAUAGAAAAGAUUUAUGUUGAUAUGAUAUCCUUGAUGUUCGGGCCAUUUCCGUUGUACCAAUUCCUCAUCUUUACCCCUUAGAUAUCUGUUUAUUGGAUCGGCAGCUGAGAGAAGCUCGUUAAAUAAAUUAUAAAUCUAAAAUAUUAAUUCAAACUUAUUGGAUCGAGUCUAGUUCGUGUCUGUGUCUGGAUUCAUCUCAAUUUACAGUUGUUUAUAUUUUGUAACGCCCUGAGUCCGCUAUAGUUGAAGAGCGCGGU